AUGUCUAGUUCAACUGCUGAAAUUGCUUAUCUUAAUUAUAUUUCUCGAAUUUCUUUAACAUUUGGUGGUUUGAUCCUUUUUAUCACUGGAAUUAUUGGCAAUUCCAUUAACAUCUUUGUCUUUUCUUUUUUUCCACAGUUUAAUAAAGGAUCAACUCCAGUGUUUCUUCUUUUUUCAUUCAUUAGUAGUCUAACUACACUUCUUACUGGUCUGUUACCUCAAUUAGUAUUUCGUCUCAGUGGAACUGAUCCACUAGUUACUUAUUUGGUUCUUUGUAAACUACGAUGGUUUAUUGGAAUUGGUAGUGCUACUGUGGCAGUACAUUGUCUAAGUUUAGCAGCUGCAAAUCAAUAUUUACUAACAUCUCGUCACAUUCGACAUCAUCAAUGGAUCAAUCGACGACGAGCUUUACUUAUGUGUCUUGUGGUUACAAUAUAUUCACUUGGAUCAAUAAGUCCAAAUUUAGUUUAUUACACACAUAUUAAAAACUCAAUAAAUCAAACCCAAUGUGAUAUAACGAAUACAAUAGCAGCAACAUACAAUACUUACAAUGGUUUAAUUAUCUAUAGUCUUUUACCGAUCAUCGUUUUAUCGACAUUUUCAUUACUAACAUGGUGGAAUAUUCGACAUAAAAUGAUUCGACAAGCAUCGAUCGAACAAUCAUUGACUCGUCUAGUCUUUGCACAAAUAACAAUGGUUCUCUUAGCAUCGAUUGGUUUUGUUAUUCGACGAAUCUAUUUACUUUAUACAAAAGAUUUUGCCAAAAAUACAUAUCAAAUAGCUCAAGAGAAUGUGGCCAACAGUGCAUUUACAUUGAUUGGAUUUAUCAUUCAUAGUUUUUCGUUUCUCACCUAUCUGAUCAGCUCAAAACCAUUUCGUCAGAAUAUUUCAUCUCUACUCUUUACAAAGAAACAUCGUAUUCAACCUACGACAAAUUUAAUGAGAACCACACCAUAA
Molecule: messenger RNA, 957 nt
Organism: Adineta ricciae
Lineage: Eukaryota; Metazoa; Rotifera; Eurotatoria; Adinetida; Adinetidae
Source: the annotation of a GenBank genome assembly